This is a messenger RNA of Glycine soja, 1534 nucleotides long. RefSeq names its product mitogen-activated protein kinase kinase 2-like. Gene Ontology annotation, molecular function: ATP binding; MAP kinase kinase activity; protein serine/threonine kinase activity. Gene Ontology annotation, biological process: protein phosphorylation; MAPK cascade. NCBI's taxonomy places the organism in Eukaryota, Viridiplantae, Streptophyta, Magnoliopsida, Fabales, Fabaceae. The record is from RefSeq and is a predicted model, not a curated record. Bases 71 to 1150 code for a protein of 359 amino acids. Gene Ontology annotation, cellular component: cytoplasm. The transcript has 9 exons.
AUCUUACUAUAAAUAAAGAAAAUUUUCUCUUCGAGCUGGGGAACCCCACUAAGAGCACAUAAUCAUAAUCAUGAAGAAAGCAGGGAGCAUAAGCUCUGGUCUCAAACUCACAGUUCCUGCUGCAUCUGAUCGUGAUUCAUUUACAAAGUUCCGGUCUGAGCCUGAAAGUGGAACGUUUAAGGCUGGUGACUUGCUUGUCAAUAAUGAAGGAGUUCGAAUUGUCUCUGAGAAUGAAGUGGAAGCUCCACCCCCGAUCAGGCCACAAGAUAACCAGUUAAGUUUGGCAGACAUUGAUACAAUCAAAGUGAUUGGAAAAGGAAAUGGAGGGGUAGUGCAAUUGGUGCAACACAAAUGGACUAAUCAGUUUUUUGCAUUGAAGGAAAUCCAAAUGCCUAUUGAGGAGCCUAUCCGCAGGCAGAUAGCACAAGAGCUAAAAAUCAAUCAAUCAGCACAAUGUCCCUAUGUUGUUGUUUGCUACAAUUCAUUCUAUCAUAACGGUGUCAUAUCAAUCAUUUUAGAGUACAUGGACGGAGGGUCCUUGGAAGAUCUUCUGAGCAAAGUUAAAACAAUUCCAGAGUCAUAUCUUUCUGCCAUCUGCAAGCAGGUGCUCAAGGGUUUAAUGUAUCUUCACUAUGCAAAACAUAUUAUCCAUAGGGACUUAAAACCUUCUAAUCUGCUGAUAAAUCAUAGAGGGGAGGUAAAGAUUACUGACUUUGGUGUAAGUGUAAUCAUGGAAAAUACAUCUGGUCAAGCAAAUACAUUCAUUGGCACAUACAGCUAUAUGUCGCCAGAAAGAAUCAUUGGUAACCAGCAUGGCUACAACUACAAAAGUGAUAUAUGGAGCUUGGGACUGAUUUUGCUCAAGUGUGCUACGGGGCAGUUUCCAUAUACACCACCGGAUCGUGAAGGGUGGGAAAAUAUUUUCCAGCUUAUUGAAGUCAUUGUGGAAAAACCUUCUCCCAGUGCUCCAUCAGAUGAUUUUUCUCCAGAAUUUUGCUCAUUUAUCUCAGCAUGUUUACAGAAAAAUCCAGGGGAUAGACCGUCAGCUCGGGACCUUAUAAAUCAUCCUUUUAUCAACAUGCAUGAGGACUUGAACGUGGAUCUUUCAGCUUAUUUCUUCAACUCAGGAUGUACACUUGCAACCAUAUAGAACACAGUAUGUUCCGAUCCUGGACUUUAUUCAAAGAUAUUACCUAAACUACAAGUAAAUGUGGGAUGUGCUCGUUUGCAACUUUCCAAGUUUCCAUACUAAUAUUCUGGACUAUUUGCACAGUGAAAGAUAUGGCAUUCUAUGUCAACUGGGCAAAUGGCAAGUACUGCUGUCACUUCAUAUGUAACUGCAAUUUGUACUCCUUGAAGAGGAUUCCUAGUUGCCUAUGACCAGAAUUUGUAGAAUGGAGCCAAGGAAACCAGCUUCUAAAAUUUAUGCCUGCUCAUUUGACAAUGACUAAUAAUGCAAUUCAAUAGUUGUUGUUUUGAUUACUUGAGUGGACAACUUGAAACUUUUACACCAAUAAAAAAUAUUUUAACUUUC